Messenger RNA from Strongylus vulgaris, 267 nucleotides. The record is from the annotation of a GenBank genome assembly. Lineage: Eukaryota; Metazoa; Nematoda; Chromadorea; Rhabditida; Strongylidae.
AUGGGCGAAGAAGUAGAAGUUCGUGUAUUAUUCUUUGGAAAAGCUCGGGAACUCAUGGAAUGCGAAGAGGUUAAAACGCGUCUUCCUCGAGUCUUACCAUAUGAAAAACUCAAAGAAAUGAUUUUUACGCAGCUGUUUGAAGCUCUUAAUUGCAUAUCUGCAUCAUGUGUGUUGGCUGUGGAUCUCAAAUAUGCUAACAAGGAUGAGAUCGUGAAACUAAAUCCUUUAAGCGAAAUCGCCGUUAUCCCUCCUUUGAGUGGAGGAUAA